Molecule: messenger RNA, 11617 nt
Organism: Cydia strobilella
Lineage: Eukaryota; Metazoa; Arthropoda; Insecta; Lepidoptera; Tortricidae
Product: polypeptide N-acetylgalactosaminyltransferase 35A-like
Exons: 11
Coding region: 189-2294 (701 amino acids)
Biological process (GO): protein O-linked glycosylation; regulation of Notch signaling pathway
Cellular component (GO): Golgi apparatus
Molecular function (GO): Notch binding; polypeptide N-acetylgalactosaminyltransferase activity
Source: RefSeq, a predicted model, not a curated record
GCACAUAAGACGGGUCCAAAUACUAGUAUAAUCAACCUGCCUCUUUUUUAGGCUUAGUGGUGCCGACUUUCUAGCAGCCAGAGUAUUAUUGUGUGCUGUUUUUAGAAACCCGGGUUACUCAAUUUAUAUCCUUAUUUUAAAAAGUACUCUGUGCAUUGAAAAUCCAUCAAUACUCCUUAAAGAUAUUGAUGUUCAGAUAUUGUCUUAGAAGGAUGGGAAAAAUAAAUAACUCUUUCCUUUGGGGCAUUUUAUUUGCUUCUGCGACGUGGAGUGUUUCUUUGUAUUUGUAUUGGUUGCUGAACAUGAGCGGUGAAACAGUUAUGAUCAAUGGCGAGAAAAAAAUACAUUACCGUUUAGUGAAUACAGAGGAGAAGAACCGAAUAAAAAAUAAUGACAAAUCUAUUGCUGCCCUAGAAGGCAAAGAUUUACUGUAUGACACCCCUGGAGUCAAAAAUCAGUAUUCAGGAAACAUGUGGAAGUACCAAAAAAAUCCAUCAGAAUAUCAUCGAAAAAUGAUGCUGAAGGAAAAAUAUGCCAAACAAAUGGGACUCAAACUGUCAGCCAAGCCAGAUAAAAGUCUAGACAGUCAAUUUGGAUUGAUACGUAAUAUUGAAGACGUUAGAACUCGUGACAAGGGGUACAAUUUGCAUGCUUUUAACACACUUAUAUCACAACGAAUAGGAAAUCACCGGGGUGUACCCGAUACAAGAAAUAAAUUAUGUCGUAUACGGAAGUACAGUAAUAAACUACCAAAGGCAUCCAUAAUUAUAUGUUUCUACAAUGAACACUUUGAAACCCUCAUGCGUUCAGUGCAUUCAAUAUUAGACAGAACAGAUGAGAAACAUUUAAAAGAAAUCAUCUUAGUUGAUGAUUAUAGUGACAUAGAGGGUCUUCAUGAUGAUAUACAGAAAGCUGUUAAUGAUCUCAACAACAAAAUGCGAAGGGAUGAAGAAAUGCUUGAAACUAAUAACAUAGAUGUAGAGAAUGUUGUAGAUUAUAUCAUUGAUGAUCCUAAUGGGGAGAAGAAGCCCACUGACAGGAAUCCUAAACAUGGUUUGACCAUAAGACUUCUACGGACGAGUCGGAGGGAGGGGCUCAUACGCGCGAGGCUGCACGGGGCCGACAAUAGCAUUGGAGAGGUACUGGUGUUCCUGGACUCUCAUAUAGAGGUUAACACAGAGUGGCUCCCGCCGCUGCUGGCGCGGCUGUCCGAAGGGGUGGACGGGACCACCCUGCUGCACUCGUCCCGAGCGGUCGCGCCCGUCAUCGACGUCAUCAACGCCGACACCUUCGAGUAUUCGGCCAGCCCGCUGGUGCGAGGAGGCUUCAACUGGGGGCUACAUUUUAAAUGGGACAACUUGCCUAAAGGAACAUUGAAAACCGACGAAGAUUUCGUGCAACCUAUCAAGUCUCCGACAAUGGCUGGCGGAUUGUUUGCGAUAUAUCGACACUACUUCAACUACAUCGGGAAAUACGACUCCGGCAUGAAUGUAUGGGGAGGUGAAAACCUGGAGAUUUCAUUCAGGAUAUGGAUGUGUGGCGGGAGCCUGGAGUUGGUGCCCUGCAGCCGCGUGGGGCACGUGUUCCGCAAGCGGCGCCCCUACGGGCUCGGCGAGAAGGAGGACUAUAUGCUGCACAACUCCAUGCGGAUGGCCUACGUGUGGAUGGACGAGUACAUUAAGAAAGUGAUACAUCAGAACCCAUCGGCGUCGCAAGUUUCUGUGGGCGAUAUUUCCGAGCGCAAGGCGCUGCGAGACCGACUGCAGUGCAAAUCCUUCAAGUGGUAUCUCGACAACGUGUACCCCGAGCUCGAGCUGGGCGACGACUCGGCGGCCAAGAGGAGGAUGGCGGCGCUCAACGACCCCGGCAAGAACAAGUUCCAGCCGUGGCAUUCCAGGCAUCGCAAUUACACUGACUCGUUCCAAUUACGUCUGAAAAACACGUCGCUGUGCAUACAAAGCGCCAAGGACAUCAAGAGCAAGGGCAGCGGCUUCGUCCUCGCCAGCUGCAUACGGACGCUUAACCAAAUGUGGUUCGAAACGAGUCGCAAUGAGCUGGUGUUGGGACGGACUCUGUGCCUGGACGCGACGGGGAACGUGGCGCCAACGCUGGGCAAGUGCCACGAGCUCGGCGGUGCGCAGGCGUGGAAACACAAGGCUUCGGCAGGUAGUCCAGUUUACAACGAGGCGGCAGGUAUGUGUCUCGGGGUCGAACGCGCUUACAGAUCGGAGCCUCUCCUCAUGGUCAUAUGUGAUAACCAACCCACGAAUCAAUGGGACUUCAUCAGAUCUUAAACUGUCUACUAACUACUGAAAAUUACAUUACUUAGUGAAGGGUACACGGAAAAAACAUGUCUAGUCAAUCCCAAAAUGCAGAUCUCUUAAUGAGCUAUUACUUACAUCUUCUGUAAUCAUCAUUGUAUAAUAUAAUAUUACGAGUAUCAUAAUAUAUUUUUUCACUGUAUAAUAUAUUUUUCACUUUUAAAAAAGACUAUUCACGGAAAAAAAAUACCUUCAUUAUUACAUCGAUUCCAACUUUAAAAAUGCGAUAACAUAAAAUGUUACUAAAGUGACAAAACAUGUUCUUUCCGUGUACCCUUCAAGUAGUUUAUUGUUAUAGAUAUAUAGUGUUAUAGAUAUGUCAAUAGUUGUACUAUCAACGAUAAUAUUGAGGACAAGUAUACUCGUUGGAUUAUUUUCAUGGGUCGAUUGUACCUUUCCGAAAACGCUUGUAUUAGUAAAGUAGUGUUUAUAUAAAAAUAUUUUGAGGUAUGAUAUAGUCUCAUGCAUGAGAGACAGGCGUAAAGGGUCUAUUCGAAAAGUCAUGCGUUAUUCGUUGUGCGGUAUCUAGGAAAACAAUUGUAAUACUUCACAUAAACGCCUCUUAUUUUCUUAAUUAAUAAUGGAAAACAAUAAACUUAUUUCAUUAUUUCUCUGAGAUGACUUAAAUUUUAAGAAGCUUCGUCCGUUAUUUUUCUAAUCCUCAUAAUGAGCUAUAGUUAGGCCAAUAAAAUUAGAUCCAUAAAAAUCGUUUUGGGGAAUUAAUUUCCAGCAAGCUGGAAAUCGUUUUAAUACCUCCAAUUGGUCCUAAAUGCGUGGGUGGGGUCCAUCUUAUAAUAUAUACCAAAAUAUGAUGUAAUCUAAUUUUAAUAUCAUUCACAAGCAUUCACAGCAUAUAUAACACACGUUGGGAUACCAACAAAAAAUAUAUGUUUAUAACAUAUAUGGUAGAAAUUAUCGAACAUACUUCGUAUAUAUUAAUAUAUAUCAUAUAAAGUUUGUAUUGGUAAAUUAAUGUUUAUAUAACAUAAUAUAACAAAUAGCAAUUGUUACAAAUAAAGAUAUUUGAAAUAUCUUAUAUACUUUGGUAUAACUAAAACAGGCCUCCGUUAGGUUCGACGACGAACGAAGCGAGGAGGAGAGCAAGGUUGAAAUAAAAUGAAAAUAAAAAUAUAGUAUUUAUGUUCAUAGACCUACUAACUGAUAUGGUUUUUGAGGGAACACCCAAUAAUUCCGAAAUAUGUUUUUUCCGAAUUUCAUAAGCACGAUUUUCAUAAUCCCGAUUUUUUAUAAGUCCGAAAUAUUUUUUAAAACACGAUGGAAGAAAAUCACGAAUAUGCUAUUUCUGAAAAUUUUAAAUCCGAUUGUCAUUUUACCGAAAGCUUAAAGUUCCGAUUUAACACUUUUCCGAAAAAAUGUUUUUCGAAUCUUUAAAUUCCGAAAAACCAUUGUCCGAUCGGAAAUAAGAUAAUUCGGAAUUCAGAAAUUCGGUCUUUUGUAAGGUCGGAAAUAUGAAAUUCGUGAUAUUCAAAUGAAGACACGUUUCGUUUGAGUAAUUCGGUAUUCAGAAAUUCGGCCUUUUGUAAGGUCGGAAAAAUGAAAUUCGUGAUAUUCAAAUGAAGACUCACGUUUUAGUAAUUAUUACGGGUGCCUGUCGUGCCGCAUCACGCUAAAUUCGGCAUAAAAUAUUUUUGGCAUAAAAAUUCGGCAUAAACAAAUUCGGAUUCGGAGAUUCGACCUCUAAGAAAACGAACUGUUGCCAGAUAAGUGGGUUAGGUUAGGUUAUAACUGCGACCCCGAAAUGAACGAACUCUUGCCAGAAGUGGGUUAAGUUAGGUUGGAACUGUGACCCCCAAGUAAACGAACUGUUGUCAGAAGUGGGUUAGGUUAGGUUAGAACUGCGACCCCCAAGAAAACGAACUGUUGCCAGAAAAGUGGAUUAGGUUAGAUUAGAACUGCGACCCUCAAGAAAACGAACUUUAACAAUAUAUUCGGAAUAUCGUUAUUCGGAAAUUUAAAAAUUGGGAUAUUUAAAAUAGGAAUAACGUCAAUUCGGAAUUAUACCAUUCGGAAUAAUGGCAAUUCGGAAUUCGGGAUUUCAAAAAUCUAAAAUGUUAAAUUCGGCGUUUUUCACUGUCGGAAUUGUUAUAAUCGGAAUUAUGUGGUUCGGAAUUUAAAAUUUCGGAAUAAUGGCAAUUCGCAAUUCAUGAUUUCAAAAAUCGUAAUUGUCAAAUUCGGUAUUUGUCACCAUCGGACAUGUUAUAAUCGGAAUUAUGUGGUUCGGAAUUUACAAAAUUCGGCUUUUCGGAAAUAUAAAUUUUCGUGAUUUUCAUCAUUCGUAAUUACGACAGUCGGAAUUUUGAUAGGUCGAGCAUUUAAAAAUCGGAAUAAUAAAAUUCGGUAUUCUGAAAUUCGUCAUAACGUUUUUCGGAAUUAUGUAGUGUACCCGGUUUUAGAUCGUUCCACUAUAUAAUUUUUAUGAAAUUUAACUUUUAUACAACAUGAAAUUGUCUAUACUGAAUGUUAACUAAAAACAAAUUAGACAUUUUGACAUUAUACAAUUCGGAUUUUAUACAAUGCAAAUUUUGUUAUUCCAAAUUAUACAAAGUGAGCGUUUAUCUUGUGAAUUUUAUAUUUAUAAUUGGUACAUAUUAUAUUACUUACCUGGCGACCAUUUUUUACAGUUUUGACUACGAAUUCAACGGAUCUACCUUUUGGAUCCUCAGAUAUGGAUUUUCAUCAUGAUUAGACCAUAUUUUUCGUCAGACGUACCAUUUUCGAGCUACAAACAAAAACUGAAAAAGAGCAAUUAAGACGAUUUCCUGCUUGCUGGAAAAUUAAUUCGUCGAAAAAAUCUAAUUUGAUUGGUUUAGUAAGUAUAAGUACAGCAACAUCGUUAGUACAAUAGAUGUGUCAAUAGCGCCCAACGGGGUAUAUUACUAUUUCUGAAAUGUGAGUGUAUGCGAUUCUUGGAUAUUAAUUAGGCCUCAUAGUUAUUGUCGGAAUCGAUAUCUGGCUCAUUUUAAAUACUAGCUCCAAAAAACAGUCGUCGCCAAGUUAGUGACGUGCAGCUUUUUUGCAUUUUUUCUCAAUGAAAUGAUCUAAAACCAGAAUCCUAAUUAUGUUACGAUUUAAAAAGUUACAGUUUGUAAUUGUUCUAUUAAAAAAAAUAUACAUCGCGAACUAUUUUUAGGAGCCAGGUAAUGAAUAACUUAUUUAUUUUAUCUACACACAUAUCAUAAACCCUCUAUGAUGCCUUCAAAAUCCGUAAAUAAUGGCCAACAUUAAGAUAAACUGUCUUGUUACAGCAAAUUUUUUAUCUGUGAAAAUGUUAUUAUUGCUAAAUAAUAACAUCGAUUUCGAUAAUAUUAUUUUAUUCAAAUUUCGAACGUCUCUGAAAAACAAAAAAAAAUGAUUUGACCUCUAUUCUAAUAUUAGUAGAGAUGACGUUUUAUUCGAAUGAAAUGUUAAUUUCAUACAAAUUUAACAAAUCUCGCUUAUUAGUUGGUAUCGAACGAUAUGGCAAUCGACCCCCACUCUAGUUUGUCUCUGAAUUAAAAAAAAACUACGGGUGCGUGACAUGCGUGAAAAAAGUUUUUAUUGCCGCCAUUUGACGUGCAGUUUAUCUUUAAAAGAUUGUAAGUAAAAAAUAAUUUGUUUUGUAGUUUUUAAAGUAACUCUAGCAAAAGUUUCGUGUAAAAUGUGCGAUAAAGAUAUUUCGGAGACGCCACCUCAUAUCCGCGAAUUCCGCCAGAAAGCAACUGUGUCGGCUGUAAUAUGAGGUUAGUGAAUAUAUCAUAGAACGUUUAUAAUAUGUGUGUAGCUAAAGCAGUGUAUGUAACUGUACAUAAUUAGGCAUUAAAACACUCGUGUGAUUCUUUUAUGAAACUCACUACGUUCGUUUCAUAAACCCACAUUCGAGUUUUAAUGCCUUUCAUUAUGUAGCAGUCACAUAAACUACUAUAAAUACGUUUUAAAAUGCACUAUUUGUUAUUUUAAAUUGGUAUUAACUAUAACUGCUGGUCAGCAGAAUCAAUACGAAUCUUAACACUGUACUGCUAAAAGAGCAGUAUAUGUUUUAAUAUACGUACCUGUAGUAUAUACUUUAAAAACCAGUUUUCCUGAAUCGUCCUAUGGAUUUCGAUGAAGUUUACUAAAUACCUACAUUAAUUGAAAUACAGGGUGGCAAAAAAAUAGGGUGGGAUCAAGCACGAAAUCGCGAAAAAAAAAUUACCAAUGGACUAGCCAAAAUGUAUGAAACAGCCAAAAAUUCCCAUAGUAAAAGUUGCUCAGUAUAAUCCCAAAACCUCCCUGGCAACGCGAAUGCACUUAUUUUUUAGCCACCGUGUAUAAGAUGAAAAAUCUUUCAGCUUGAGUUUUAUUAAUAAGAAAGUUUGUUUUUCCACGAAUCUCGAAUACCCAUGCAGAUUUAUUUACAUAUAUUCGUAAUAAUUAGAAUACUUUAAGCUUAGCUUUACUAUUGAACUGCAGUUAAUGUGUAAGUAGUUGUAACUUAUAUAUAUAUAUAUAUACCUAACAGAUUGUUUUUGCGUAGCGUAUUCUUUUUAUAGCCUUAUAUGCUGUGUAACCUAAUUAGUACAUAAUUAUAUAAUUGUUUUGUUCUAUUUUUAGUCAGAUUUUGAUAUCACAAGAUUUUAUCGGUGUUGUAUUGUAAGAGGAGAAGAGGAUAAGCAAAAGCAGCGUAGGAACUAUAUUUUGAAAGGAGACAAUAUUCUUAUAUUUAUGGUAAUAAAUGAAUAAGAUGUAUUUUAAGCUUUAAAAGUUGCGGUUGCCAGAAACGAUAUUUGAUUUUUUCGACAUCUCGUGACAUUGUAAAUAUAUCACGAGCGCUAAUUCUCUUAAUAGCUAAACUUGACACGUCCGCAAAGGUGCUUACAGAUGCCAAGCAGGUCAUGAACCAACUGUCAUUGACGAGGAGUAAUAGGUAUAUUGUGUAUUAAGGGCGAUAAACAAGAACAUACGAACGGGUGUGAAUUGAAGCUCGAAGCUGAAGGCGAGGGCUUAAUUAACACGAGUGGCACACAGUGUUUUUCAUCACACUUGAGAGAAAAAAGGGAAAUAAAUAAAUUACGGCCCUAGUUCAAAAUUUAGGAUUUACGGACCGCAUCGCCUACAUGUAACACCUUUUACGAACAAGUGUGAUGAAAAAUACGCUUUACGGUACAUAUGGUGCUACUUUCCCGCACAAAAGGCCAUAUGUACUGUAAAACUUUGUACACGUGCGAAUAGGUCAUUCGCAACGAGUGGUGAUAAAUUAAAACACGACGUAAAUAACUAUUCUCAUUUACACCGCCGGUAGCGGGAGUAAGCUUGUGGCUGCAAAAUGUAUGAUAUUUAAUUUAUAUGAAAGAAGAUCCUUAGAAACUUUUUUGUCAAUCCUUGGUAAUCACUUGGUUGCUUGGUUGGUCUUGGUGUCGGUUAGUAAUCAUAGCUCAUUGUCGUCUUCUAUCCCGGGAUCGAUAUAUUUAGUUCCUAGUAAUUAAUUUAUUUUUCCCUUUGCUUAUAAUUGUUUACGCUGUAUCGCAGUAUGCUGCAUAGAGUUUAAGAGUGUUUAAUAUCUUAUGGCAACAGGAACUUUGUCACUUAUGAAACCGAAACCGUCCGAAGUUUUUUUGAAGUACUCAUUAAACCCUGUUUUAAUAACACGUAUAGUGGAUUUUGUUUCUACAUAAAUCAAUAACUAAAUCACGGCUGUUAUAACAAACUCAGGUGCUCUAAAAGUAUGGGUAAUGUUAGGGAAUCAGAUAUUUUGUAUGUAUUUUUCAUAAUGAAACCCCUCUCGUAAUGAUUUAGUUUACUAUAUAUGGCGUCUAAAACACCUAGUUUCAGUCCAUAAUUAGGUACAUCUUAUUUCAGAUUAAUUGCUCUGAUUACAUUGAAAUUUGUAGAUAAUAAGAGCAAAGUGGUUUUUGUACGCGUUUUAUUAAAGUAGGAUAGUGUUUAGUGGUCUAGUUAUUAAUCCAAGCCUGGUGCCGUUAGUAUAAGGAAGGAAGCCAACGAUUCGUUCUAGAUAAGGAACACGUAAAGGUAACAUUCUAGGUAAUAUAGGUAAUUUGUACAAUAAUAAUGUUUCAAAACGAUGCGCGAGUUUUAAUUUAUAAAAUAGGUAAAAUUUACUCAUCUGAAACUCGCUUGUUGUAAUAAUGUACAUUCCUAAAAAUAAUUGGGGGGAUUGAAGUGGGAAUUUUAUUGAUUGAGUGUGGUAACUUCCGAAUGAGCGGAAGUGAACUAUUUCACCGGGUAUGCUGACUUAAAGUGUUAGUUGUGUAGCAGGCGUACUAUGGUUGCCUUUUAUACUCAAUAAUGGCAUGAAAAGAAUCCGACUCUAUAGAGCUUCUUAGCGAUAUUCAUUGACAAUUGUCACUUACCCGCAAGUUUGUAAGUGCGAGAGUAACUGAUGUCUUAUAACUUAUUAUACCUAUAGGUUGGCUAAAAAAUAAGUGCAUACCCGUUGCCAGGGAGGUUUUGGGAUUAUACUGAGCAACUUUUACUAUGGGACCAACCACGAAAUCGCGAAAAGAAAAUUACCCUCCCAUAGAAAAUGGACCAGCCAAAAUGUAUGAAACAGCCAAUUUUCUUUUCGCGAUUGGGGGGUUGGUCCCAUAGUACAAGUUGCUCAGUAUAAUACCAAAACCUCCCUGGCAACGGGAAUGCACUUAUUUUUUAGCCACCGUGUAUAACGCACGAUAAGCAGCGAUGUGUGGUAAAUAUGCCACGUAAAUAACGUGUCACGUGUCAACUAAUGUCUGAAAUCUCACUCGACAAUAAUAGCUGUAACGAUACUGUUGUUAUUUACGUUUGACUUGUGAAUUGUUAGUAAGUACAUGCCCGUAUACUCUUAAUGUAUCUAUCUAAGUUCUUAACCAGCAUUCCAAUAUGUUAUUAGCAACGGAAAAUGUGUAAUGAUACACCACGACCACGGAAGAUUUUGUAAUUUCUUUUGCGGUACAAAUCCAGGAAAAAAAAUACUUUUUUGUACUUUUACAAAAAGCAAUAUACCUACUUAUAGGUACGGACGAAAAACAAAAAAAGGAACAUUAGAAUUGAUUAUAAUUGAUUUUCAUCACACUCGCUCAGUAAAUGUGGAAUUGCACGCAGGCUUAGCGGGAACUAUAGAAAAAGCGUUUUCCCUAGGGAGUUAUGCAGUUUCUAGUAUUAUAAUUAAUAGUUUUUUGUCUUUACACUUCAUUUUUGUAUCGCAAGUGUGAUGAAAAACAUUGUGUAACUCGGGGCGUAAUAAUAUUGCAAACUCGAGUCUAUAAAUCGCUCCGGCAAGCCGUCGCGAUUUAACUAUACUGUACUACACUCGUUUGCAAUAUUUAACUUACGCCCCAUGUUGCACAAUGUACUAUUGUUUUACAAGGGAGCAAAGUAGUUUUUAAACCUCUCGUGCUAAUAUUGAUACCCGAGCAAGCGAAAGAUUCCAAAAUUAAAAAAAUGAAAUCUUGAGCGUUGCAAGGGUUUCAAGGCCACGAGGGUUAAACAAAUUUUCCGAGUGAAACACAAUUUUUUUUACCACACCAACACAAGGAAAAUACUAACUGUAAAAUAUCAAACAAAAUCAAAGCAUAUCGAUUUAAAUUGAAUGUUAUUAAAUAUUUAUCAUUUAAAAGUUAAUUCUACCAGCAAACAUAAGAAAACAACUCAAAAUUUGCAUUUGAUUACUUUGCCUCACAUGUGAUUACAAUGCAACCAUCUUAUCCGUUUUUGAAUCAAGAGAGCCAGAAAAAAAACACCACAAUUGUUUUUAUUACCUUUCCCGGUUUAAUAUCUUUUUAUUAAAUAUUGAUCCUAGCGAAAAAGUGUACGAAAUCUUUCUUGUAGAUAAUUUUAUGUACAUUAUUUAUGCAUAUGAACGUUUUUUGCUAUGAGCAUGUUUACGAGUUAUUUACGAAAAAUAAAAAAACAGAAGUAAAGUUUUUUUUGUACUAUUUUGACUAUAAAAUUAACCAGAUGUCAUAAAAAAAGCGUGGUCGUGCCAGUUAGCAUCUACCCAGCACGACCCUGACCUUUAUGUCACCUGGUCUAAACCGUACGAGUACAAUUUUUUAAAAAUAAUAGUACAAAAAAGUACAUUUCUUUUGUAGUAUUUUGAAAAUAAAGCGUGGUCGUGCCAGGAAGGUACUACCCAGCACGACUACGGCCCCUAUGUCACAGUGCUCAAACCGUAUAGUACAUUUUUUUAAAUAAAAAAUACAAAAAAGUACUUUUUCCUGAAUUUGUUCCGCAAUAUAUGUUACAAAAUAUUUCGUGGUCGUGCUGUAUAGCAUCACACACGGAAACUUGGUUGCUAUAGGUACGUUUUUUCCAUUAAGUGUGAAAAUACAAGACUAAAGAUGUAUUAAAAUUACUUACCGUAUAAUGAGGACGGUACCUAAUCAUAUUAGUAUUAACACUUUUAAUAUUUGGUAUUUGUCAUAAAAUACUUGUAAAACAUGUGGAGGCGUUAAUGAUUUGUGGUUUGAUUAGAAUUAGGUAAGUAGGUAAAUUAACUGUUAAGAUAUCAAAAAAACAAGUGAAAAGUGAAAGUUUUUUUACCCUUUCAUCCGACCACAAAUUAUUUCUAAUCUUAGAACGUUAGAACCUUCUUAGUUUUUGGAGUCCUAUUUAAUCCUAUACCAACCAAUCAUUAUAACGUAAUCGAUUGACACCUCAUUAAUCAAAAUCGGGUCAGUAGCUUCGACGAUGUUUGAAACAUACAUAAUAAGGAUAAAUACAUAUAUACCGACAUACAUAAUAUUAAGUAGACUGUUCGGGUUACUCGACUCAUUUUACGGUAUGGUAAUUCGAAUAAGUCUGUUUGUAUUUACUGUUUUACUUGAUUAGUGCAAUACAGAUAUUGUCAAUUAUUGUUGGCAUGUUUUGCAGUUUAGCAUACGCUUUAUACGGGGUGGGGCCUGUAACACGGGCGACACAUUCUUCAUUCAGACUUCUUAGAUAUGUGAAGUACCAUGUGUGCUGUGUUUUGUCCUGUUACAGACCCUAUUACCUAUUGAUGUGGAUCGUUCAGCUUCAAAUUCGCACAAGAAGGUCCAUUCUUUUUUGGAUGAAACUGUAAAAAGAGAUAGGCGACAGAUAUAGAGAUUAUUCGAUUAUGAAAGAAAAAGAUAGAGCUUAAUAUACUUAAUGGUUCGAUUGCAUUUAUACGAAUACGGCCUAUUUACUAAACACUGUGAUACGUUGAUAACCUUCUGAUUAGAAAAUGAAGCAAAACGAUUCAUACUUUAAGGAAUAAAGAUUCUGUCACUGUUGUUAUCCUAGUCGUCAGACUUGCUAUCACACCGGCAUUGAUGCAUACUAAAUAAAAGUAUUUUUGA